Molecule: messenger RNA, 1107 nt
Organism: Clavispora lusitaniae ATCC 42720
Lineage: Eukaryota; Fungi; Ascomycota; Pichiomycetes; Serinales; Metschnikowiaceae
Product: NADP-dependent alcohol dehydrogenase
Biological process (GO): alcohol metabolic process
Molecular function (GO): zinc ion binding; alcohol dehydrogenase (NADP+) activity
Source: RefSeq, a predicted model, not a curated record
AUGGUAACAUCGAGUUCUGUCCCCGACACCUUCAAAGGAUUUGCUGUUGAUACCAAAGAAAAUUGGAAUAAGCCAAAAUUGGUUACUUACAAACGUAAGUCUAUUCAGCCUACAGAUGUCGUUAUAAAGAAUAUCUGUUGCGGUCUUUGCGGCACUGACAUCCAUACAACCCAAGAAAACUGGGGACCAAUGCAGAGACCUGAUACUGUUGUUGGUCAUGAGAUCAUCGGUACUGUGAUUGCUGUAGGUGACGAAGUCACUGAAGUGAAAGUGGGUGACAGGGUUGGUGUGGGUGCAGCUUCCUCCUCUUGCUGCGCUUGCUCAAGAUGUGGUUCUGAUAAUGAACAAUAUUGCAAGGAUGGGGUAAGCACUUACAAUUCUAUCGACGGUUUUUCCGACGGUUAUGUCACGCAAGGUGGAUAUUCUUCACACAGCAUUGCUAAUCAAAAAUUUGUGUUCCCAAUUCCGGACGAGUUGGACUCAGUUUCAGCGGCUCCUUUGAUGUGUGCUGGAUUGACUGUUUAUUCGCCAAUUGUCAGAAAUAUUCGUCACAUUGAAAAGCCCGUUGUUGCCGUGAUUGGUAUUGGUGGCUUGGGACAUUUAGCACUCCAGUUUGCUAAAGCUCUAGGUGCAGAAGUUUACGCUUUCUCUAGAACGUCUUCAAAGAAGGCGGAGGCGACUAGUUUAGGUGCUGAUGGUUUUAUUGCAACCCAGGAAGAAAAGGACUGGGCUAGCAAAUUUCAUGACAAGUUUGAUUUGAUUUUGAACUGCGCUUCAAGAGUUGAUGGCUUUUCUUUGGAUGAGUACUUGUCUGCUUUGAAAGUGGAUGGACGAUUUGUUUCCGUGGGCUUACCACCCGUCGAUGACAAGUUUGAGUUGAAUCCAUUUUCCUUCUUAUCGAACGGAGGUUCCUUCGGCUCUUCUUUGUUAGGUUCUAAGAAGGAGGCUUUGGAAAUGUUGGAGUUGGCUGCCAAAAAAGGAGUAAAGCCUAUUGUUGAAGAAAUUCCCAUCUCGGAGAAGAACUGUGAGAUCGCAUUAACAAGAUGUAACGAUGGUGAUGUGAGAUACAGAUUCGUUUUCACAGAUUAUGACAAGGCUUUUGCUUGA